Molecule: messenger RNA, 2043 nt
Organism: Sordaria macrospora k-hell
Lineage: Eukaryota; Fungi; Ascomycota; Sordariomycetes; Sordariales; Sordariaceae
Source: RefSeq, a predicted model, not a curated record
AUGGCAGCCUCGGUGCUUGCUGCUGCCCCUGCGGCUACGCAGACUUCCCUAGAAGAUCAUUCUCACGCCUCGCACUCCGAGCCCAAUCUUUCCAGGACUCAGCCUUCGCCGCGUCAAUAUCCUACCGAUUCUACCAGCACAAUUCCCGAAGAAGGCGAUGAGACUGAGAGUGACGCUACCAAUGAGCCUGUCACUCCUGUGAGCGGCCGCCAGUCCCAGGACUUUCACGAAUCCCUCGUCGCCUCCGAAGCUCAUCCGAGCGACGACGACGACGUCAUCUACGGAUCCAUCGUUACGUCCGGCAAGCCCCGCGCCUCCUUCUCGGCUGCCUCUGCAGUUAGCUCGAAAAGCACACUUAACCUCAACUCACAUUAUACUCCUGCUCCCAGGAAGAACUCGAUUGCCGAGUCGACUGCCACCACCACCGGCCGCCGAUCAAACACUUUCAAACGCGCAAUGUCCGGCAUCUUCAGGCGCACGGCCUCGACGCUGGAGAGAUCCGUACCCGGUCUGAUGGAUCACCACGGAGAUAGUGCGGUUCUAGACCCCCAUCCUCACGACAUGACUCAACCACGAGAUAUUCCCGGCCGCCGUUUCUCCCUGGCCAGGAGUUCCAACACCACGCGGUCAAACACACCUCCAUCGCCCGGCUCACCGCUAGAGAUGAACAUCAUGUCCAAGGAACAAGCAUCAAGUCCGACAGUCCCAAGUCCUGAUGCCUUCUUCGACAAGAAGAAGAGGGCAACGACAGGCUUGGGCCUCCGUUCACGCGCUAUUAACUUCAUUACCAACAAUGCCUCGCACGACGAGGCGAAACACAUGCGUCGGCCCCUCCGUCGCCGUGCUAGCAGUUUCGAUACCACGAAACGCGAAAAGUCGGCAAAAUCCAGCGCUGCCCACCCGCAGGUGGAGAUGUCAAGAGCGCCUUGGGAAAUCCCCGCUCCAACCGGCACCGGCUUGAAGGCCAGGCGUUUGAGCUUGAGCCUGCCCGACGACUUUACAGUCGAUGUCGUCGAUCUUCUGUCCGAAUUCGAGUACCACAACAAGCUCCUACGACGCCACGCCACCAUUGGAAAGGGUGGAUCAGCCAAGGUUACCCUCGUAUCGCGGAAGGGGCAACCGGACGAGAUUUAUGCUGUCAAGCAGUUCCGAGCAAAGUCGAGUUCAGAAACAACGGAAGAAUACCGCAAGAAGAUUCUGUCCGAAUACACCGUUUCAAAAAGUCUUCACCACCCGAACAUCGUCGAGACCAUACGCUUAUGUACCCACCAUGGUCUAUAUAGCCACGUGAUGGAGUAUUGCUCCGAGGGUGAUCUCUUUUCCUUGGUCCAGAAGAAGUAUCUUAUGUCAGAAGACAGGGAGAAGGACCCAAGCUCAAGCUUGCCGAUUUUUGGCGUCUCGGAGGUCUUCAGCGGCAGACACCCUGGAGAAAGGGAAGCCGGUGGUCAGUGUGGUCAGGGUAUGGGAGAGGUGCGUCGCUGUGCCGGAGGCUAUCUGGGCAGCUUGCCAUAUGUGCCCCCCGAGAUUCUCGAGAAGGUCGCCGAUUACGAUCCGCGCGCCGUUGACGUUUGGGGCGUUGCGGUCUGCAUGCUCGCCAUGACAUUUGGCGGCUCCAUCUGGAAUCAGGCGACUCUGACUCCCUCGGACGGUUCCAAGCCGGAUGUCUGCUACGUUCAACUAGCAGAAGGCUGGAGAAAGUGGAACGCGAAACACGCUGGUCAGACUGAUCCGGUCCCUGCGGAUACUGACAUGCCACGUGCAAAGUUCAUGGAUUUUGCCGUUACUCACAACGGACUUCGUCGCCUCCUCCUCCAGAUGCUUAACCCGAAUCCCGACAAGCGCAUCUCGAUCACCGACGUCUUCAACAGCAGAUUCGUCAAGAAUAUCGAGUGCUGCCAACUUGAAAGUUACGAGGAUCCAUCCAAGACGAUUGAUGCCUCCAAGAAGGGAUGCUCCGGCAAAGGCGCACCGCAAAAGAUUUUCUGUCACAACCACUUGCCCCCCAAGGGACAUCAUAUUGCAGCUGUCAUCGGCAGAACCUGA